CCAUGCUAAAAGUAAAGUAGAGAGUAGAAGUCAAGGGGAGAAGAACCUAGUGAUUGUGGAGGAAGACUACGCCACACACGCACACGGAUUGAUUUUUCUUUUGUUUACUAAAUCCACAAAACAAAACCCAGAAAAUUCAAACCUUCCAAAAGCAGCAACUUGCCUCUCUCAUUUGUCAGCUCCUUUUAUAAAUAAAAAAAAGUCUCCUCUUUUUAUUCUUUACAGCAUUUCACAAAAUCUCUUAAUUCACCGAACCCUCCCCAUAUUCUCUGACCCUCUCUAAAGUCUUUUACUAAUAGCCUCAAAGAUUUGCUCUUUAAAGUAUCAUAAGCUACUAGUAGUUUAAUACAUAUUCAAAGAUCAGACCAAACCCACUUCUUGUUUUGUUUUAGGACAAACAAGUCUUGAUCUAUUUCAUCUUCUUUCAUAAAAGUACUUCCUUUCAAAGAUCAGACCAAACCCACUUCUGGGUCGUCGUGGUUUGCUUCAAAGCUGCAUUGGUCAACUAGAAACUUCGAAAAGCUAGUUGCUUUAGGUUGUAUUCAAGUCAUGGACGUCGGAGAAAGAAAUAACCGGAAAAACGUCAACUUCAACCGUCCGCCGGCAAUGGUGUUGGAGAACAGCAAGCAUGAGUUACGUCGGACGCAGAAAAGGUUGAUGAUUCCGGCGAGUUACUUCAGUUUAGAGUCUCUGGUUCUGCUGGUGGGUCUAACGGCGUCUAUGUUGAUCCUUCCGUUAGUUUUGCCGCCGUUACCUCCUCCUCCGUUUAUGCUUCUUUUGAUUCCGAUUGGUAUUAUGGUCUUACUAGUCGUUCUUGCCUUCAUGCCUUCUUCUUCUAAGGCCAAAGAUGUAACUUGCACUUUUAUGUAGAUCCUUUAUUAUUGAAGUUUAUUUUAUUACA
Brassica napus (rape) is the source of this 901-nucleotide messenger RNA. RefSeq names its product protein AUXIN-REGULATED GENE INVOLVED IN ORGAN SIZE. The record is from RefSeq and is a predicted model, not a curated record. Gene Ontology annotation, biological process: positive regulation of organ growth. The transcript has a single exon. The coding region runs from base 550 to 870 and encodes 106 amino acids. NCBI's taxonomy places the organism in Eukaryota, Viridiplantae, Streptophyta, Magnoliopsida, Brassicales, Brassicaceae.